This is a messenger RNA of Poecilia reticulata (guppy), 7713 nucleotides long. Lineage: Eukaryota; Metazoa; Chordata; Actinopteri; Cyprinodontiformes; Poeciliidae. The record is from RefSeq and is a predicted model, not a curated record.
GAUUUCUUCAGCUUGACGGAGUGAUUCAGCCGCAGAGAAACRGAGCGCAGCUUCAUCCCUGCGCAGUUUCUGGUCCUGCCCCAGAAACCAGCUGCUGGACCAGGAUCAACACCGCAAAGGAGAUACCGGACCAGGCCGAACCGAACCGAACCCAAACAACCUGAUCCGAACUGAGCCAGGCCAGAAUAUAGACAGAGACAGACAGACGGUUUCAYCUCCUUCUGCAGACUGAGCGGAGUCUUCCUCACCGAGUCAGCAGAGAUGAGAACAUCCUGUUGGUUCCUCUUGAUUAAACUGAUCCAGGAUCAGUGAUGUGGGCUCAGUUUCUGCAGCGAUCCAACAUGGCUGCCUCAGCGCUGACAGUGUGUGUGUUUAUCCUGCUGCUGGCUGGGAUCAGAGGUUUGCAGUCGGAGGACAGAGARGAGAGAAUCUGCGCGUUUGCCAGCAGCCUGAAGGGGGCGGAGCCUGUCUCCACCAAUGAGCUACGAGGAGAGGUUCAGGAGAACGGCACGAUACGCUGCAGUCGCGGCUCCCGCUGCUAUGGAUUGUGGGAAAGACGCGCAGACGGAGAGAUGCAGCUGCUGAACCAAGGUUGUUGGAUGUAUGUGGGCCACCACCAGGAGUGUUAUGGUGACCGCUGCAUCCUGGUGACAAUGGCUCCAUCUCAGAUGCAGAAAGCCAGCUACCAUUUCUGCUGCUGCAGCCACGACCUCUGCAACAGUAACUAUACUGAAGCUCCGCCCACUGAUGACACGCCCAGCCUGAGGUCGAUGAGGAGGGAYGACCUCAUCCUCAGUCCCACAGAACUGAACAGCACAGGUUGUCUGUCUCAGUACCUGUCUGUUCACACUGUGGACUGGCUGACCUGCUGCAGGAUGGCCCACGGCGUCACCAGWGGACUCGCCUUCCUGCACACUGAGCUCUACAGAGGAGACCAGUACAAGCCCCCCGUGGCCCACAGAGACCUGACCAGCAGGAACGUUCUGGUCCGAUCCGAUCUGUCCUGUGUCCUCGCCGACUUUGGCUUGUCAAUGAAGCUGACUGGAACCAGAACCUGUCGGCCCGGAGAAGAUGAAACCAUGGCCAUAUCUGAGGUGGGGACGGUCCGGUACAUGUCCCCGGAGGUCCUGGGAGGAGCGCUGAACCUCAGAGACUGUGAGUCGGCUCUGAAGCAGGUGGACGUGUACGCCCUGGGUCUGCUGUWCUGGGAGAGUUUCAGGAGGUGCUGCGACCUGUUCCCAGGGGAAGCCGUUCCAGAGUACCAGCUGGCGUUCCAGGUCGAAGUCGGGAAUCAUCCGAGCUUUGAGGACAUGCAGAUCCUGGUGGUCCGAGAGAAACACAGACCCAGAUUCCCAGAAGCCUGGAAGGAGAACAGCCUGGCUCUGCGGGCUCUGAAGGAGACCAUGGAGGACUGCUGGGACCAGGACGCCGAGGCUCGACUCACGGCUCAGUGUGCUGAGGAACGCCUGGCUGACCUCGUCCUCCUGAGCCCCCAUACAGCGCUGCACAACCACAGGAAUCUGACUCACAGCCGCUGGACUCCUCAGGUUGGCUCCGCCUCCUGCUACAUCGAGGAUCUCCAMGUGGGCGUGGUUAAAAACCUCCAGGGAGACGGGCACUCGGCGUCGGUUGUCAGGACGGCAAUGAGUGGAGCAGAAGUUGGAGAGAAGAACAGGAACUGCAUCAACCAGCAGCGGCAACAGAUUAAACCUCGUUCGGCCUCCUCAGACUGCAGCAUGAUGACCUCCAGCRCCCUGAGGGCUGACUCUGUCCUUUGCAGCGUCUCUCAGCUAAACGGGGGCGCUGCACCCAGUAUUCCUGUCUGUCUGCAGCUCACAGAGGAAGACCUGGAGGCCUCCAAACUGGACCCUAAACAGGUUCAGAAAAACCUGAGAGAAACUUCCCAGGAAAACCUGAUGGARYAUUCUCAGAAGCAGUUUGGAUCAACACCACAAACCUCCAACCUGCAUCACAGUGUGGAGGCGACCAAUCAGGAAGCAGCAGGACCCUCCUUCUCUGUCCAGCCCCUCCCCAAGCAGCAGAACGUCCCCCAGAGGCCCACCAGCCUCCACCUGCUCCCCAAACCCAGCGAGUCCCGGCUGAAGCUGGGAAGGCUCAGGUCCACCCACCGACAGGUGGAGACAGGUGUGGCUAAGAUGAACCAAGUUAUCCCAUCUGUGGAGGCACAYCUGGUUACCACGGUUACCAACAUGAGGGGCAGCGCCGCGAACGGGACCGAGGUCCUCUGUGCCUCCAGCAGCCACAACUCCGGCGUUCCUGUUCUGGUGACCAAUAAGACGAGAGGAGGAGGGAGAACCAACCCUGCAGGGCCGCAGGAGGAUGAGGGGGAUGAAGGACGAAGAGGAGGAGGAGGAGGAGGAGGAGACGGGGACAGCCGACUGAACCUGAAUCUGAACUUCAGUCCUGAUGAACAUGAACCUCUGCUGAAGAGAGAGCAGCUUCCUGCUGAGAGCGACCCUCCUCCUCCUCAUCAUCAUCAUCAUCAUGGUCCAUCGAGCAGAGCAGGAGGACAAGGAUCCAACUCCAACAACAACAACAAUCGCCUCCCGCUGGGCUCAGAGCUCCAUCUUCCUGCAGAGGUCAGUGUUCCUAAAGCAGAAACCAGGAACAGUGAACCUCCUCCUGCAGGCUCAGUUAUUCAUCCUGCAUUAGAAAUGGUGUCGGUUCAGCCUGAGGCCAGAAGUGAAGCCGCAGAUUCUGAAACGUGUCAGAAAGAAAUGAAAACUCCAGCAGAAGGAGGCCAACAGGAACAGAACUCAGCCUCAGAAGCAUCAGUAGCUCCUCUGAACCCGUCGUUGGUAGAGAUUACAGCUACAGCAGCUCCACCUCUGGACAUCUGCACCCUGGAAACUAAAGAUUUGGAUCCUGCUCCUGCAGAAAGUCUGGCAUCAGAGCCUGUAGAGCUGCAGAAUCAACCUUCAGAAGCUCAAACAGCAGGUCUGUUGCUCAGGCCGACGAAAACCAGGAGGCCGGAGCGUCCAUGUUCCCUGGACCUGUCCUCCUCCUGCAUCUCCUCAGAUGAUGUUUCUGUGAUGGAUCACGGCAGUCUGAGCGCCACAGGUGAGAAAAUCAAGCGCCGCGUGAAGACUCCAUACACCCUGAAGAAGUGGCGUCCAGCCUCCUGGGUGGUCUCCUCGGAUAAYGAUCUGGACCUGGAGUUUGAGUUCAGCAGCGGUCAGGUCCAGGUGUCGUCUGGCCCACUCAGAGCAGGAGGAGCAGCUGUGCCCAGAAUCAACCAGUCCAAGUCCAGCAUGGCUGUGUUUCUGGUCGGAGGAGGAACCACGGCGACCACGACCUCAGAGGCGGAUGGGAUGACCCAGUUCUGAGAAGCCUGCUGCACCCAGUGGAGAUGUUGUCUUCUUCUUUUUUUAAUAAUUUAACUUUGGUUCUUAGCAGUUAACUAUUCUGAAUACAAAACAAAAACAACAUCUGAGGUGGAACAGACCUGAUGGAACUGAUGCUGUACAUUUAGAGGGCAUUAUUUGUGAAACUCGUCAGAUGGAAAACAGGAACUGGAAUAAUCUACUCUGUGUGCUCAGCAGGGGGCGCUGUGCACCACAUCCUACAAUGAAUAGGAAAAAGGGCAACCAGAUGCAGAAGGAUACAUAGAGCGAAAUCUACAGGAUUUUCUUCUGUAAUUUGUAGGAAUUUUUAUUCUSUGGAAGCAGAAACAAGUUCUUCAAAUGUUUCCCUGGAUAUCCUAUUUAAAAAAAAUAGUGUCUGAGAGCAUUUUAGGRUCUUUUUGAAAGGUUACUUUAUAGAAAAAAAAUCUAAUCCUAAACCCUUGGUGCUGAGAUGAGACAAAAUGGUAGAGCCCCUUUUAGAUAGAUAAACCUUCCAGCUGGUUGGUUGUGACCUGCCUGAGUCAAAGCAUUUUCCUUUUUAUGYCUGUCACCAUGGCAACACACCGGACACACAGCCGGUCAGACAUAUUUCAUUAUCUCCACCAUUAUGGACUGAACAGUGUUCAUAAAGAUGAUUUCAAACAGUUGGAUAGCACCGAGAUUCACUUUCUCUGAUGUCCAACAGUAAAAAAAAUAUUAGUCACAUUCACACUUUAAWUGUUUGGCUGCCACUUUGAUAAAUGUCUUAAUUUGCACAUUUUUCUCAUCUUCAGGCCCAAAUCAAUAAGCACAAUAACAAAUCCCUCAAGAUUUCUGUACGGAAAGAGGAUCUGGUUAAUUUGGGUGUGAUGUCAUUUCCUGAUCCACAUUUUAACUUCUGAUGUAAAUCAGGUCUUUUUGAUCACCAGGUGAUCUACCUGGUGUUAGUGAAGAGGUUCUCCUCAAAUGCAGGUCUUUAUACCUGUAUUUGAGUUUUCUACCCAGAAUAAAACAUAAAAUAAUUUGUGAUAUUACUCUGAAAGGAGCCUGCAGACGAGUCGACGCUCUGGACAGAUUUUCAGACAUAAAACUGGAUCAGAUUUAAYCURUAGAUCUAUUAUUUAUAGAUUAUKUUAUAGAUGAUGAUUUCACAGAAAAGAUCAAAACCUYCCUGUUGACUCAGUUAGUGGGAACAGAGAGGCUUUCAUCCAAUCAUGUUUUAUUUCUUUAAGCACUUUAAGCACAGAGUUAGACUAAUGUAUUGUGUAUGUGGUUCAGUUUUAGCACAAAGAGCAACUGAUUUAAAAAGUUCUCACUGAAACAGAAAAUGUUGAUCUGCAGCUUCUGUCUUAACCUGUUUAGAGUCGGAUCAGAUGGUCAACAGACUGACAAGCCUUCUGUUGGAGAAUCUCUUUUAUUUUCACUUUUAAAAACUGGGUAUAAAGAACCAUAUCGAAGCAGGACUGAAGUCUGAAGACAGAGGAAUGAAAACGACAGGCAGGUUCAGGUUACGGCUCAGAUCACAGCGGAACUGAAUGGAAAACAUCAGAGCUGUUGGAAGACAGAAGAAAAAAUUUAAUCUUUUUGGUGAACUGGACCUUUAAACAGCUGCUGUCUUGCCCCGUCAACAUCGUCUUCUCCUUGAUGAUCCAUUAAAAACCUUUAGAGUUCAGACUUAAUGUGAUUUUAAAUAGUUUUAGUCUGUGAGGUUAAAAUCUUGAAUUCUUCAGAUUCUAUCAGAUCUCAUUUUCUAUCGUGUUAAAAGACAAACUGGUUUCCAGCAGGAAGUUUUUAAUGUCCAUUUUUCUAAAACAGGAGUUAGAUCUUUUUAAAAUAUAUAUAAAAACAGCAGAACAUGAAACAGGUUUCAGUCCAGUUUCAUGUUUUCUUUGAGCUUUUUAUAACAGAAGCUCUGCAGAUGCAGGAGCUUCUUCUGCAGACUGCGGCUGUUUUUAUAGAAAUGCCUGCAGCGAUAUGUUACAUUUAUUUACAUUUCAUCUAUAUUUAAAUGUGCACUUGCAGUAAAUUAGCAGCAUUUAGCAUUUAAUAAUGGUGUCAAACUGUUAUUUAAGAUCUGAAGAUGCCUUCUUAGUUCUGUUUGGUUAUUUUUGUAUUUUAUACACUUUGUACUGUUUUUAGAUGCUCUGUGUGUGUGUGAAUGUGUGUGUGAAUGUGUGUGUGAAUGUGUGUGUGAAUGUGUGUGUAUUCUGAGAAACUGUUCCUGUUUCAUGCAUCGGUGGGUAGACUGAGCUGAACUUCAGGGCCAGAUUAGUUCCUGGAGAACUGAAGCUGUUCUUUCAUCCAGGAGGAAUAGAACUUAAUGAAAGAAGACUUUUCAUGGGAGCGAUGGUGAAGGAGCUCUGGUUUUACUGGUUUUACUGGUCCAGGAUGAGUCCACCKGUCCAGCUGCUGCAGCCGUCAGUCAUCAUGUUCCUCCCACUAAAAGACUCAGCAGCUAAUUUUGUAGCCUCCCUCUGUACAGCUCUUUCUGCUGAUGGAUGACUGAACGUUAUAAACUGAUCUUUCAUUUGCUGGAUCUUGGAAAGAAAGUUAAGUUACAUCUUCAUCACAGUAAAUUAGAAUCUCACUGGGAACUUUGCUUAUUUCUAUAAAAAAGUGAAACCCAUAUAUUUGUUUCAUACACAGUCAUGUGUGUAUAAAGUGUUUGUUUCUGUUUAYUUUGAGGUUURUGACUUACAGCUAAUGAAAAGACMAAAUUCUGCUGGUCUAAAAAUACCAUAAAGGAUUUUAUACACAGUAAUGUUGACUUACUGAAAACCAUUGUCUAUUUGAGAGACAGUAAAUGAUUCUAAUUUGUGGUUUGGGCUCCUUUUGCAUUAAGUGCUGCCUCAGUGGGAUGYGGCAUGGAGACAAGCAGCCUGCGGUUCUGCUGAGGUGUUAAUGCGUCUUAAACGAGGCCAUCAGCUCAUCUGUGUUCUUAGCUCUUCUCUUCUCUUCCUCUGAAAAUUAGGACCUCGAUUUCCAAAUUCAAUGUAACAUUUUCUUUCAUCUGAAAAGAGGAGUGAGCCAAAGUCGAGUCCUUUUCUCCUGACGUUGGUUCAGGAGUGGUUCAACACAAWGUUUUCACUCAUGUCUUGGAUACAUCUGAGUGUCRGGACCAUGAAAAUCACAUCUUASGUUUUUAAUGARCUUCAUUUUAUAUCCUCUCAAUGCUCUGGUUAUCAUUAUUGCUUWUCCAUCAUUUAGUAGAUUUCUUUCUUCCACUACACUUUGCAUUAUCGUUCCUGGAUACAUCACUCUGAACAGACUGAUUCUGAAUCAAUUGUGCUUUUUAGCUUACUUUUCUGAUGCACUAAAUUUGAGGUUUUCAUUAGCUGUAAUAAUAAUCAUAGUGGUCAAAAUGAACAAAAAUAAAAUGCUUCAAAUAUAUCCAUAUGUGUAUAAAUGAAUGUAUCGUCUCACUUUUAUAAAUUUGUGAAAUCAAGUAACUUUUCCAUGAUAUUCUACAGUAUUGAGAUGUGACUGUAACUGUCACACUGUGCUGUUAGUUAAUUAUGUAUGUUAGAGGAAAAAACAAACAUUUUAAAUAGAUAGCAGCCAAGCAGUGUGUGCAUUAAGUUUUAUUAUUGCAAAAUGUAAAAAAAAAAAAAAAAACUGUAAAAAUGACGUUUUUCAGAAGUUUGUUUAUUAGCUGUUAUACUGAACUGAAAUCACAGGUUGCUGCUGAAUUUCCCUUUAAAGUCUUUACUGUAGCUCUCAUAUUUGUAUUUAAUAAUCCUUGUCUGCAUCUGUAGAAAUACAUUCAGAGUUAAUAUAUUCACCAAUGUAGCCUCGUGCAUGACGCAUCAGCUCAGUAAAAUGUUUUCUGUUGUAAACGCAGCAGGUUUAAWGGGGCUGAUUCUGGUUCGGUUCUGCUCCUGGACUUUCCAUCUUCAUCGAARYAAACCCUUUCAGUUCCACCAUCUUUAAAUAGCCCUCCUCUUGAUGCCUGCUGCCGUCUGAUUGGUCAGCUGGGUAAAAACCGAACAGAAGCGGCCUCUUUAAGCCUCCCUGUGAUCAUGUCCUGCUUGCCGUGUGACUGAUGAUGUAGAUAUAAUCCGAUAUGUACCGACUGUAUGUCCUCUGAUGGUUCAGGGAUGUUUGAGCUGUUGUUGAACUUGUUGUGUGUUUCUGUGUUUUUCUGUCCAACAUGUUUCCUUCAGUGUAAAUACUCACUGUAAGCUUCCAUAGGGGACCAAGUAGCACAGCUGUAUACGGUUAGUGUUGUAUUCUGAGCUGCUCACAGUUAGAACAUGUUGUAUCUCCUUCACUGCAUGCUGCCCAGUCCUGCACUCCAUUCUUUAGCAAGGUUCAUCCCAGCAUCUCAUAUAUUCAUGUAGAGAYUGAAAUAAAAAUAUUGGAGCUUUGA